Molecule: messenger RNA, 288 nt
Organism: Funneliformis geosporum
Lineage: Eukaryota; Fungi; Glomeromycota; Glomeromycetes; Glomerales; Glomeraceae
Source: the annotation of a GenBank genome assembly
AUGGAGGUUACAUCACAAUUUAACCAUGGAAAUGUAAAAACCCAUCACUCACUGUCAGCACACAUGCCAGCUCUAGCAUACAUGGACGAUACCCUUUGGUUGUCACAAUCUAAAGAGUCCCUUAAUAGUAUGCUCUGUAUAGCCGAUAGCUUCUAUGAAUUAAAUUCUAUCCAGAUACCUUGGCAUUUGGAUCUCGAUGUCGAACAACAAACAGUUCAUUCAAAAAUAAGUUCAAAUAGACUUGCACACAGCUACCCACGCCUUACGACCAAAAGUACUCACAGAUAA